AUGAUGGAAUUACUUAAUAAUUUUGAUUGUGGAAAUAAUAACAAUAAUAAUAAUAAUAAAGAAUUAUCGUUAUCAUCGACAUAUAAUAAUGAACAAACUCUUUAUCGUUCGUGUUUGAUUGGUGAUUUAGAACGUGUACAAUAUUUACUACGUAGUAAUAGUUCACCAUCCAUCGAUCUUAACCGACAGAAUUCCGACGGUUUAACAUUAUUGCAUUUUGCUUGUUCAAAUAAUUUUUAUGGACUUGUUCAACUACUUUUACAAUAUAAAGCAAAUAAUCAAAUACGUGAUCAUCUUGAACGUACGUGUCUACAUUAUGCAUCAAUAAAAGGUUAUCGUGCCAUUGUUAAUUUAUUAUUACAAUCAAAUGAAAAUCUUAAUAAUCAUGAAUUCAUUUAUUUAAAUGACAAUCAAAAUAAAAAUUCACUUGAUUAUGCCUGUGAAAAUGAUCAUAUUGAUGUUGUUGAAGUUUUUUUAAAAUAUACCGAUAUUAACCAUUUGGAUUUAACGUCAUCUUUAUAUUAUUCAUCUAUUGAAGGUCAUUUAGACAUAUGUCAUCUAUUAGUAAAUAAACAACAAGAACGAAAAGACUUAUUUCAAUUACAACCAUCGUUUAUUCGAACAAUAUGUCAUCGUGGUCAUAUUGAAAUAUUACGUUUAUUAAUUGAGAAUUUUUCUAUUUCAUCACGACAACGUGAUUGUGGAAAUAGUAUAUUAUUUUAUUGUAUAACAACAUUUGAUUUUGAUCUAGUUAAGAAAUUAUUAGAACGACAAGCGUUUUUAACUGAAAAAGACAUUCAUGAUUUAAUAUCGUUUUGUCCAUUAAACGAUCAAAAUAAUUUCUAUGUUGAUCAUUAUUUUGAUUGUUUAGAAUUGCUUUUACGUUAUCGAUCGAAUUUUGAUGAUCAAAAAGUUUGUAAAUAUUUUAUUCGAGAAUUAUGUGAAAAAUGUACAACGACAGUCAUAGGAAAGAAAUUAAAAUAUUUAUUUGCCUUAGCUAUUUACAGUGGUUCAAUACAGUUAAAUCGUCGUUCAACAAUAAAAUGGUGUGGUGAAAUAAAUAUUUUAACUAAACGCUAUGUUAAUUUAAUAGAUGUUAUUAAACAGACAACUAAAAAAUGGUCACUGAAACAUAUAUUAAGAUUGAAAAUAAAACGCUCAAUGAAAAUAUUUAAUUUAGAACAAAUUAGAACAUUGCCCGGAUUAAAUGAACAUCAUGUUGAUUUUCUUAGUUUUGAGUAUUUGUAA
Rotaria socialis is the source of this 1248-nucleotide messenger RNA. Lineage: Eukaryota; Metazoa; Rotifera; Eurotatoria; Philodinida; Philodinidae. The record is from the annotation of a GenBank genome assembly.